AAGAAUUUCCAUCCCCAUUUGCGUUUCCACUUCCACCACCGCUUGCCGGAUCCCUAGUCCACCUUCCGUGUCUAUCUAUCUCAAAGCGGCAGCCGCUUCCCGCCACUUGGGCGCGCGCCCUCGUGAUCCCGGGCGACCGACCGAGCUCGCCGUCUCGGUCUCAGGUGCGGCCGUGCUGCUGGUUUCGCUCUCUAGGGGCGAGGGGUAGAGAGAGAGAGAGAGAGAGAGAGAGAGGGCUUGGGGCUCUUUGCGCUUUCUUUCGGGGCUGUCCGGCUGUGGGUCAAAAGCGCAGCGCUUUCCGCUCCACUUCCCCACGCCGGAAUCAAAAUCUCCCAACUCCCGUCGAUGCCCCCUGAUUUGGUUCGCGGUACCGGCGCAUGACCUUGCUCGGAGAGAUCUCCCUUUUGGUUUGGCGUCAGGGCUCUGGGUGGUCACGCGGCUUCUCUCUUCUUGGUGCGUUUCACAUGUCCGAGUGCUGUGAUUUCUGUCCACUGGGGGAGUGAUUCUGCUGCUGUUAGGUGUGCGCGGGUCGGGAUGGGGUGAACUGAAGUGUUCGUGAAAAGACCGGGGUUAUUACGCCUGUCUGCUUCCCUGCACCUUGUUCUUGUGCCCAUACUUCUUGCUUUUGUCACGCCUGAACCGUGUCUUGUAGUAUCUGAGGCUUGGCAGUUGGCAAGUAGCAGCCUGUGCUAACAUUAGAUAAACCAUUUCUGGUCCCAGGGCACAAAGGUGUACCAAUAUUACAUACUAGUUCUGCUCCUUGCUGAGGUGAGAUUGUUGGUUUGAUCUGUUGAUGGGGCUGCCAUGAACCACGGGAUGUUGAAUUCUGUCAAGGUGGAGAGCCGACCGUCGGAGGUCACUGCCAACGGCCAGCCUAGGCCAAUGGAUGGGCUCCAUGAUGGUGGCCCGCCGCCGUUCCUAACCAAGACAUAUGACAUGGUCGAUGACCCAACCACAGAUGCUGUUGUCUCUUGGAGUGCCACCAAUAAUAGCUUCAUAGUUUGGGAUCCUCAUGUCUUCGGGACGGUGCUGCUGCCAAGGUACUUCAAGCACAACAACUUCUCCAGCUUCGUUCGGCAGCUGAACACUUAUGGUUUCAGAAAGGUGGAUCCUGACAGAUGGGAAUUUGCUAAUGAGGGGUUUCUGAGAGGUCAGCGGAACCUGCUCAAAAACAUUAGGCGCCGGAAACCUCCACACUCAUCUCCAAAUCAGCAAUCUCUUGGCUCUUACCUUGAGGUAGGGCAUUUUGGAUAUGAUGAAGAGAUUGAUCAGCUGAAGAGGGACAAGCAGCUGUUAAUGGCUGAAGUAGUGAAACUGAGGCAGGAGCAGCAAAAUACAAAGUCAGAUCUACAGGCCAUGGAAGAGAAAUUAAAAGAUACCGAGCAGAAGCAACAGCACAUGAUGGCAUUCAUGGCACGAGUAAUGCAGAACCCUGAGUUUAUGCAUCAACUGGUCUCCCAGCACGAGAUGAGGAAGGGGCUCGAGGAUGCCAUCUCAAAGAAGAGGAGGCGCCGCAUUGAUCAGGGACCUGAAGCUGAUAGCAUGGGCAAUGGUUCUAGCCUGGAGCAAGGGUCACAUGCAGUGUUUGAACCACAAGAGCCAGUGGAAUCACUUGCCAAUGGUGUUCCAUCUGAUCUGGAAAGUUCAUCUGUUGAGGCAAAGGGAUUUGAGGUUCAACAAGGUGUUUCUUCCGGUGGCUCUGAGCGUUUGAAAGGCAGGCCAAGUGGAGAAUUAAAUGAUGAUUUCUGGGAGGACCUUUUGCAUGAGGGGGGGCUCGGUGCAGAGGCUGGUAAUGCAGUUGUUCAGGAUGAUAUGAACAUGUAGUCUCAGAAGGUAGCCUACCUCAAUGGAAACAACAUAAACCCAGACAUCAGCAGCUCUUGUUUUAUCACAAUGGCUCCGAGUAUCUUUACUGUUAUCCUCGUUAUAUCGCUGCCUGGACCUGAUCAGGUGUCCUUCAACCUAUGAACUGCUCUAUCUUUUACAGUUGUUAAUAUAACACAUUCAGUUCAGCAUGUGGAGUUGAAGUAUUUAGAUUAAGAUGUCUCUAUGGUCUCCAGAGAUAAUCAUAAUUUGUUUCACAUGGCCGACACUGUUUGAGCAAAGACCAUGGUCAUGUUGCAGGCAGGCUAUUAGUGUAUCAGUUCUAACUAAUGGCAGGAUACAGCCGAGUGGCCUGCCUUGUAGGGAGGGAAGACCAGAUAGCUUGAUCCUUCCAUCUCUGCUGAUUUACCUAUUACGUGAGAAACUACUUCAUCUCGGAACUUGGCAUUUCACUGUAUAUAUAUCAUAUUAUCACCGUAUCUGUGAAUAACUGUCUUGGUUUCCCCACUUAUUUUAAGUUGUCUUUCAUUUUCA
Messenger RNA from Setaria italica (foxtail millet), 2358 nucleotides. RefSeq names its product heat stress transcription factor A-2e. Gene Ontology annotation, biological process: regulation of transcription by RNA polymerase II. Lineage: Eukaryota; Viridiplantae; Streptophyta; Magnoliopsida; Poales; Poaceae. Gene Ontology annotation, cellular component: nucleus. Gene Ontology annotation, molecular function: RNA polymerase II cis-regulatory region sequence-specific DNA binding; DNA-binding transcription factor activity. Bases 805 to 1824 code for a protein of 339 amino acids. The transcript is spliced from 2 exons. The record is from RefSeq and is a predicted model, not a curated record.